CGGCGGAGUCGCUCCGCGGCGUGCGUUCCCUCCGCGGCGAUGGUGCAGGACUCAAGGGGACAGCUUGUGGCGGAGCUGCUGCUGCGGUCGGGGGAGGCCCGCGGCAUCCUCUGCCUCUGCUCCCGCGCCUUUGUCGAAGAUAGAAAACUAUAUAAACUGGGAUUAAAAGGAUUUUAUGUCAAGGAUGACAAUGGCAGUACAGGGGAGGACCAGGGAUCUGAGGAGGAGAACCAUUGUCCCAGUGUGACGUUGAAGGUGGAUAUUAAUCACGCUCUGGACUUGGAAGAAGCUGAACUAGACUCGGAGGCUGAGCUUAUGAAGAGCAUGGGAUUGCCUCUUCAGUUUGGUGGGCAAUCAGCCCACAGGGACUUUGUGGCAACAGAAACCUACAGAAAGAGAAGUAACAUGAAGAUGAUGAAGAAGAAAAAGAAGAAGAAAAAGGAGUUACAUCACAAUCAUGAGGGUAAAAUGGGGCAAGAAUGCCAGGAUCAGUCUGAUGAUGGUCAUAUCCAGUCCAUUUCUGGUGAGCUGGCCAUAGUGACAGAGCAAUGUGAGAAGGGCAAUAAAGCCCAGGUUGUAAGUGAAGGCAACUGUGAAAGUUCAGAAAGUCUUGCAAGUGAAACUUUACCAAGGGAACUUAAAGAAAAAUGGGAGAAAUACUGGACUGAGUAUGGGGAGGGCCUUCUUUGGCAAAGCUGGCUGGAGAAGCAUCAAGAGCAUUCAUCAGCUGAGGCCGCUACAGCCUCUGAGCCAUGGAAUAGUCCAGACACCAAGGAAGAGUGGGAGCAGCAUUAUAGUGAAUUGUACUGGUAUUACUGGGAACAGUUUCAGUACUGGACAGGUCAGGGAUGGACUACUGAGAGCUCGCAUGGUGACAGUGUGGAAGCCAAUGAGGUCACCCAGGAGAUUGGUCCUAUAGGAAAAACAGACUUGGUUAGCCCAGAGGCUGAACACAGUGAAGUGCUGAGCUUGAAGCUGGCUACAUGUAACAGCAGAAGUGAGGAAGCAGUUCUUUCACGCGCUGAGCCCAACGGUGAAAUCAUCUCUGGGAUCUGUAAUUUAAAUCUGAAUUUGGAGGAAGCAGAGCAGAGAAGUGCAGCUCUAACAGUAGCCCACCAAGAUCCUCAGGAGUGUGUUUCAUCUGACAGUGAAAGCCAGAAGGAGCCCUGUGAUGGAGGAACCAGGAAGAGGAGUGCAUCUUGUGAACAUAAAAGUAUGAACCAGUCAGGUUCACGGGGGUCAUGUGGCUCCAAUUCACAUGACAAAGAGCAACUGCGGCAUCGUGACCGAGGUGAAGAUGAGGAUGAAGAGCCUCCUGAGUACAGACAUGUCAAAAUCAAGAGAAGCCAUGAACUGGAUGCAGAUGAGGACCCAGUGGAAGACCCUGAAGAAACCUGCUCUAUUUUGGGUUUCAAGUGUGGCACAGGACAAAAAUAUGGUGGAAUUCCAGAUUUCACCCACAGAAGUGUGCAGUACUUGGAGAAAAAGGCAAAACUCAAGUCCAAAUUCUUGGAUAUGCGUAAACCAAGGAAGAGCAAGAACACACACAUCUUCUUCACAGAGGAAUCAGAACUGUCCUGCAAAAAAACUACAACUUUGAAGAAGGUGGAAAACUUCCUAAAGCUGGUUAAUAAACCUGAGAAGGAAUCCACAUCCCAGACAGCAUCUCCCAAGGGUGAAGCACUGACCUCCAGCAGCAACUCAGAGGACCAGGGAAGUGUUACUGCCGCUCAGACUGUGACACUGAACGCUCAAAACCAAAAGUCAGCCUCUUCCAGUGCAGUCUUCACAGAAGCUGGAAGCAGCCACCUUGAGGAGGAAGCGCUGGGUGCGGCUGUGAGCGGCUCUGAUGAUGGGCAGGGUGUGGAGAGGCGGGAGAACGGCUGCGGGAGGCAGCUGCUCUCUCUCGAUAUUCCUGAUUACCUCCGGGCAGAGACAGAGGACGUCAGCCAAGCUGUAGAUGAAAAAGUUACUAUAAAGAAGAAGGACAAAAGGAGGAGAAGGAAGAAGAGAAAUGGGCUGGGAGCUAUCCCUGCUGAGAUUGCUGCUGAUCCAGAGCUGGCCAAGUACUGGGCACAACGCUACCGACUCUUCUCUCGCUUUGAUGAGGGAAUUAAACUAGACAGAGAGGGCUGGUUUUCUGUUACUCCAGAGAAAAUAGCUGAGCACAUCGCUGUCCGAGUCAGCCAGUCAUUCAGCUGCAAUGUCAUCGUGGAUGCCUUCUGUGGGGUUGGAGGGAAUGCCAUUCAGUUUGCACUGACCUCAAAGAGAGUGAUCGCCAUUGACAUCGACCCAGAGAAGCUCAGCCUGGCCCGCAACAACGCGGAGGUGUACGGCGUGGCAGAGCAGAUAGAAUUCGUGUGUGGAGACUUCAUGGAGCUGGCUGCUGACCUGCAAGCAGAUGUUGUGUUCCUCAGCCCGCCCUGGGGGGGUCCUGACUAUGCCACUGCUGAAAUCUUCGAUAUCCAGACCAUGAUUUGCCCAGAUGGAUUUGAAAUUUUCAGGCUCUCCAAGAAGAUCACCAACAACAUUGUGUAUUUUCUACCUCGGAAUGCUGACAUUGACCAGGUGGCUUCUUUAGCAGGGCCAGGAGGGAAGGUUGAAAUAGAACAAAAUUUUCUCAACAACAAACUGAAGACAAUAACAGCUUAUUUUGGAGAUCUCAUAAGGCAUGAUACCUCCUGAACUCAGUGUGCAUAACCUCCUGUACAGCUGGCUGGCCAAAACUGACUUAAAGACAUUUCCCACUUUUAAUUUCUGAGGGUUGUUUUUUUUUUUGGUUGUUUCUUUGCUUGUUUGGUUGGUUUUAAAAAAAAUCUAUUUGUUGUAACUGUCAAUAAAUGUUUUAGACUCA
This is a messenger RNA of Pogoniulus pusillus (Red-fronted tinkerbird), 2854 nucleotides long. It is a transcript of the gene TGS1, whose product is annotated as trimethylguanosine synthase 1. Bases 40 to 2685 code for a protein of 881 amino acids. Lineage: Eukaryota; Metazoa; Chordata; Aves; Piciformes; Lybiidae. The record is from RefSeq and is a predicted model, not a curated record. The transcript has 13 exons. Gene Ontology annotation, biological process: 7-methylguanosine RNA capping; 7-methylguanosine cap hypermethylation. Gene Ontology annotation, molecular function: RNA cap trimethylguanosine synthase activity. Gene Ontology annotation, cellular component: nucleus.